This is a messenger RNA of Pleurotus ostreatus (oyster mushroom), 1128 nucleotides long. RefSeq lists its product as uncharacterized. The record is from RefSeq and is a predicted model, not a curated record. Gene Ontology annotation, biological process: double-strand break repair via homologous recombination. Lineage: Eukaryota; Fungi; Basidiomycota; Agaricomycetes; Agaricales; Pleurotaceae. Gene Ontology annotation, molecular function: nucleic acid binding; four-way junction helicase activity; ATP binding. The coding region runs from base 1 to 1128 and encodes 375 amino acids. The transcript has a single exon. Gene Ontology annotation, cellular component: cytoplasm; chromosome; nucleus.
AUGGCCAUCUACUGUGACCGGAAAGACGUCGUUGCCUGCGCACCAACAGGGUCUGGAAAGACUCUGUCCUUCUGGAUUCCUCUGAUCAUGGCGCAGGCGGAUGGAUUGAAGAAGAUUAUGAUCGUCGUUACUCCGUUGAACUUGCUAGGCCAGCAGAAUGUGAACGAGCUGGCAUUAGCUCAUAUCCGAGCUGUGGCAGUCAAUAGCGAGAACAAUUCAGCUUCAUUAUGGAAGGUGAGGGAUUUAUUACUUACUAUUUUCUUUACUAAGAUGUGCCACGAUGGACAGGACAUCAAGACCCAUCACUUCGACGUCGUCAUCAUCAACCCCGAGAUCUUAAUGGGCAGUGACGAGGCUACGGUGCUUCUUGAGGAUCCGAAAUUCGCGUCGUUGAUACUACACAUCGUCUUCGAUGAGGGACAUUGUAUUAGUGAAUGGGGGAGGUUCCGGAAAGAUUAUUCUCGCCUGGGUGCUCUCCGACACACGAUUCGAUCAGUCGAGAAGAUUCCGUUCUAUGUUGCGUCUGCUACGUUGCCAAAAUCCAUCCUUGCAGAUAUUGCGAGCAUACUCCGGCUUCGAGACGACGAAACACGAUACAUAUUGCAAUCGAAUGACCGGCCAGAAGUCGCUCUACUAGUGCGACCGUUAGUCUAUGCUGCCAACAGCUACAGGGACCUUGAGUUCCUCUUGCCAGGCAAACCGUAUUGCAAUGACGCACCCGAGAAGUUCAUUGUUUUCUUCGAUAAUAUGAAAGAAGCAGAGGCGGCGCGGGAUGCCCUGCGAAAGCGGCUCAGUACCAUCAAUAAGAGCCGAGUGAAACACUUCCACUCGACGAUGACACAAGACUACCGUCGAGAAGAGUUGGAACGGUUUCGUCGGCUCGCCAGCAGAAGUACCCUAAUAGAGCUAGGAGAGGCUAGGAGGCAUAUGCUAACAACGCGUGAUUUAUCCCAACAAGGACAUAAACUGUCUGCCGUAGUCUGCCGAGGCAUAGCUGUCACAAGUGACUCAGGUUCUCGGCAAAGGGCAUGGGAAGAGAUUCGGAGGUCUCGGCGACAUAUUUUGCCAGCCGCUCUGUCGAGAGUUUCAAGCUCGCUUGACGAUGUACUUGUUUACAUCGCGCCUUAG